UCGAGGAGACCAGUCAGUGACACUGACACCGGAAUUUUAAUGUGACAGUUUAGUCUGAUAUUUUAGAAUGAAGUUCAAUCCUUAGGAAUCCUAUCCUUCGUUGAUUAGAGGUUACAGUAGCUGAGCUCUUACCUUUACUUCUUCCUUGAGAGUUGUCACGUUUCACUCCUUUGAUCUUUCUGUUAAUUUAAAUGCUGUAAACAUUUCAAGAAUUUGUAACGAUCUACCCCUAAUUCACCUUCGAUUGGAUAUUUUACACCAAUAUGAAGCCUCAUCCAGGGCAGUCACCUUCAAUGCUGAAAUAUGUCAGUCUUGUGACAUUGACACUGCAGAAUGCAGUCCUGGGCCUGAGCAUGCGCUAUGCUCGCACUAGACCAGGGGACAUGUUUCUAUCAUCAUCAGCUGUCUUGAUGUCUGAGUUUGUAAAACUUAUUACCUGCUUGGGUAUUGUGUGGAAAGAAGAGGGAAGUUUUGCAAGAGCCACAGCAUCAAUACACAAUACAGUUAUAAAACAGCCCCUAGAUACAUUGAAAGUUUGUGUUCCAUCUCUGGUGUACAUUAUUCAAAACAAUCUUCUCUAUGUGUCUGCCUCACAUUUAGAUGCUGCCACUUAUCAGGUCACUUACCAAUUGAAAAUUUUGACUACUGCCAUGUUCGCUGUAACAAUGCUGCGUCGGUCCCUCUUGAAAACUCAAUGGAUUUCUCUUGUGACUUUGGUACUAGGAGUUGUUUUGGUUCAACUUGCCAACACUGACCCCCCAAAAGUAAUAGUUGGAGGUCCAGAACAAAAUCGAGUUAUAGGCUUCUCUGCAGCUCUAUGUGCUUGCCUACUCUCAGGAUUUGCUGGAAUUUACUUUGAGAAAAUCCUUAAAGGGUCGGAUAUUUCAGUUUGGAUGCGGAAUGUUCAGCUCAGUUCGCUUUCCCUUCCUAUUGGACUUUUCACCUGUUUGGUCACUGACUGGGAAGUUAUGACAACCAAAGGAUUGUUUUUUGGCUAUAAUGGAUUUGUGUGGUACCUUGUAGUACUACAGGCAGGAGGUGGUCUUCUUGUUGCCAUGGUUGUAAAAUAUGCAGAUAACAUAUUAAAGGGAUUUGCUACAUCUCUUGCUAUAAUCUUGUCCUGCAUUGCAUCAAUAUAUCUUUUUGAAUUCAAUUUGACCUUUCAAUUUGCUCUGGGGGCAGCUUUAGUGAUAGCUUCAAUAUUUCUGUAUGGAUAUGUCCCUCCAAAUCCAAACCAGCAAAGUAAAGUUUAAAUGAUAAAUCGCUGCUUGUGUGUAAAUAUACUUAGUACAGAGUAUGCAUUAGACCCCCAAAACAGGAAGAUAUAAUAGUUAGUAAAAGUUACACUUUUAACAUUGAUUCAAAGUUUAAUCAAGUACUGUUUUUUUGUGACAAAUAUAUCUGUGAAGAGCUACUAAUCAUUUUAAAUUAGGAAAGGACCACUCACUGGCUGGAUUGGAAUUACUUUGUUCUUUUACUGAAAAAGACAAUCUUGUGCCAAAUGCUCAGCAAAAACAAGACUACAUAUAUUAUGUUUGAGAAUAUCUCUACUAUACCUAUUCAUCAAUCAGUUUCAUGCUGAUAGUGUGUGUGACUUUGACAGGCGCGGAUUAAAGGGGGGUGGGCGAUCGGCCCCCUGUCGGCUCUAGAGAGCCGCCUUAAAGGUAGGCAAUCUACGCCACAAAACCCCUGUAUGUAGGCAACCGACAGUGCAUCGCCCCCCCUGUCAGUCGGACCUUAAUCCGCCACUGGACUUUGAAGACUUCUUGUCAAUUUAUCAAUUCAAGUUCCUUGCUUGUAAUAGCUACUAGCUUUGAAAAUUAGGUUUGUGUACAUGGUAUAUUUAUUGCAAGUACUUAAUUUUUAAUCAACUGGGAUUGUAUUUCUUGUAUUGACUGUGUCACUGAUUGUUGAACAAUCAUCAAUUUAUUGUUGGUUCUUUUCCCUAGAACUUUAAUAUUUAUUUUAGUUUGGAUCUAAUUUAGUUCCUUUAUUAAAAUUUUACAUAAUGUUAGCAGUAGUCAGUAAACUGGCAGUGCCUUUUUCUUGUCUUCCAUAUAUUUUAAAAAUAUCUUAGAGUUUUAGUGCGUAAGUUAAAUCUGGUAAGGUUCAUUGUUAACUGACCCCACUUUUAUAGCAUUGCAAUGCAAGUUAAGGAACACGGUAUUUAUCUCCCAUGAUGAGUAAAGGCUUGAUAUUCUGACAAAGCUCAUAAAUUUCAAUAGAGAAAAUUGUUUGUAUUAAUUUCAGGUAUUUUGUUGUGUGAAUGUUAGGGUAAGCAAAAGUUGGUUACCACCAAUUUACCGCUCAAUGUAUUGCACUGAAACAUAUAGGUUGGUUUCAAAUCCAAUUACGUGUAAGUCUUCUAAAAGAAGACAACAUUAUUAUCAAAGUUCAGAUUGAACCAUCCAAAAUUAAGUGUUGAAAUGUGAUUGUAAACGUUUAUUUUGAACGCUUGAGUUAGACAAGAUUUCAAAAUUGAGGAGACAUUGAAAUAAGACCCUUGAUUUGUUUCAAGCUGAGGUGCUAUUUAAUAGUGUAAGUAUUAGUAAUUUAUGCCAUUCAUUGUAUCCUGGUUUACAGAUUCCACAGUUCAAAUUGUUUAAAUUCACUUGAUUACUGCUGAAAAUGUUCCUAGGUAAACAGUUAAAAAAUUCAUUUCAUACUGUUUCGUUGUUCAAACAUGCUGUAGUAUGCAGAUAUUGAAUAUUUACCACUCAUCAAUUUUCUACUUGUAUCAUUUUCUCGCCACCUCAUAAAAGAUCGCUAAAAUUUGAGAAAACUCGUGUAUGUGUCUAUUUCAGGAGGCAAAAAAGGAAAAGACAGAAUGUUGUACAGUACAUACCACAUUUAUUUUACAGCAUAUCAACGAAUUUAUUUAAAUGAUGUAAAGUAUCCGCAUUGAAAAAUAAAACACUGAAUCAUGA
Molecule: messenger RNA, 2927 nt
Organism: Frankliniella occidentalis (western flower thrips)
Lineage: Eukaryota; Metazoa; Arthropoda; Insecta; Thysanoptera; Thripidae
Gene: Ugalt
Product: UDP-galactose translocator
Exons: 7
Coding region: 264-1253 (329 amino acids)
Biological process (GO): pyrimidine nucleotide-sugar transmembrane transport
Cellular component (GO): Golgi membrane
Molecular function (GO): UDP-galactose transmembrane transporter activity
Source: RefSeq, a predicted model, not a curated record